Pseudonaja textilis is the source of this 2050-nucleotide messenger RNA. It is a transcript of the gene STK38L, whose product is annotated as serine/threonine kinase 38 like. NCBI's taxonomy places the organism in Eukaryota, Metazoa, Chordata, Lepidosauria, Squamata, Elapidae. Gene Ontology annotation, biological process: protein phosphorylation. The record is from RefSeq and is a predicted model, not a curated record. Gene Ontology annotation, molecular function: protein serine/threonine kinase activity; ATP binding.
GCUUUUCGCUCCGCCGCCGCUGCUGCGCUCAGUCUUUCCUUCCCGGCGCGGGGCGAGCCAGAGGUGCAGGCGAGGGAAGCGGGCGGCUUGCAAGCGGGGAGCGCAGCCGGCCAGGCGCGGGGAGUGCUGGUUACUAUGGCAAUGACUGCAGCAACUCCAACGUCUUUUCCUAUGAGCAACCACACCCGGGAGCGAGUCACAGUGGCCAAACUUACUCUGGAGAACUUCUAUAGUAACCUCAUCUUGCAGCAUGAAGAAAGAGAAACUAGGCAGAAGAAGCUAGAAGUAGCCAUGGAGAAAGAAGGCUUAGCAGAUGAAGAGAAAAAGCUCCGAAGAUCUCAGCACGCCCACAAAGAAACGGAAUUUUUAAGGCUGAAAAGGACGAGACUGGGCCUGGAUGACUUUGAAUCUCUGAAGGUGAUCGGAAGAGGGGCAUUUGGCGAGGUCCGAUUAGUUCAGAAAAAAGAUACGGGUCAUAUAUAUGCCAUGAAAAUAUUGAGAAAAGCUGACAUGCUGGAAAAAGAGCAAGUGGCUCAUAUACGAGCAGAAAGGGACAUUCUAGUAGAAGCUGAUGGUGCCUGGGUCGUGAAGAUGUUCUAUAGUUUUCAGGACAAACGCAACCUUUACUUGAUUAUGGAGUUUCUUCCAGGAGGUGAUAUGAUGACUUUGCUCAUGAAGAAGGAUACACUCUCUGAGGAAGAGACACAGUUUUAUAUCUCUGAAACCGUGCUGGCUAUUGACGCCAUUCACCAGCUGGGGUUUAUUCACAGAGAUAUUAAACCCGAUAAUCUUUUGCUGGAUGCAAAGGGCCAUGUAAAACUCUCUGAUUUUGGGCUAUGCACAGGUUUAAAGAAAGCUCACCGAACUGAAUUCUACAGAAACCUUACGCAUAACCCCCCGAGUGACUUCUCCUUUCAGAAUAUGAACUCCAAAAGAAAAGCAGAAACGUGGAAGAAGAACAGGAGACAACUGGCCUAUUCUACUGUUGGGACUCCAGACUACAUCGCGCCUGAGGUUUUCAUGCAAACGGGUUACAACAAACUCUGUGAUUGGUGGUCUUUGGGAGUCAUCAUGUACGAAAUGCUAAUAGGAUAUCCCCCCUUUUGCUCCGAAACACCGCAAGAAACGUAUAGAAAAAUUAUGAACUGGAAAGAAACGUUGGUAUUUCCGCUGGAAGUGCCCAUUUCAGAAAAAGCAAAGGACCUCAUUUUAAAAUUUUGCACGGAUGCGGAAAACAGAGUCGGCAGCAACGGCGUAGAAGAAAUUAAGAGCCAUGCGUUUUUCGAAGGGGUGGAUUGGGCCCACAUCAGGGAAAGGCCAGCUGCGAUCACUAUAGAAAUCAAAAGUAUAGACGACACCUCCAAUUUCGACGAAUUCCCCGAAUCUGAUAUUUUACAACCAGUGCCGAAUACCACUGAACCGGAUUUCAAGUCCAAAGAUUGGGUCUUCCUGAAUUACACCUACAAGAGAUUCGAAGGGCUGACUCAGCGGGGUUCGAUCCCUUCUUACAUGAAGGCUGGGAAGUUGUGAGAGAGAGACACAGUGGGCCAGGAAAUGUAAGAACUCAGGUACCCCGCCCGCCUCCGCUCAACCUCCACCCUCUCCGACGUUCCCACAGACCAGCGACCAUGGUCUCGGGGCUCUCCUCCUCCUUCCCCCCGUCAAAAAAAAAAACAUAAGGAAUUCUACCGGAUUAGAAUUUUCUGAGACUACUACAGACUUAUUAGUUGGCAGUGCCAGCUGGCGGCUUCUAUGAAUAGUGAAUUAUUUUUGUUAAAACUUUAUUACAACAGAGGUACUGGAAAUUUAAAGAAAAAAAGAGAGUGUGAGAGAGAAAAACAGAAGAAGAAGAAGCAAUCAACGUUUCUCUUUGUAUCUGCACUGCCCAAAAUGUACGUUAUAAGGGUCAAUUCUAACUCUACGGGGUCACUUGGUUUAGGGUUGGAGCCAAUGGUGGGAUUCAAAUAAUUUAAUAACCGGUUCUCUGCCCUAAUGAUUUCUUCAAACAACCAGUUCCCCAAACUGCUCUGAACGUUAACAACCAGUUCUC